GUUAUAUCGGAAUAACUAUUACCUAGAAUAUAAAAUAAAAGUGCUGAGUUUCCCAUUGCAUUGACGUCAAUGCAAUAGGAAACCGCUGUUGUUUUCAUAAGUAAUUCUAAUUGAUAUUCGGGCAGAUUGGAUUGGACUUCCGUCGAGCAUAGUAACUUGUAAAACGUGUCAAUUAUUCAAUAUAUCUUUCUUUUAGCAUAUUAAAUAGUUUUUUUUAAAAACCAUCUUCCGACCCGCUCCGUAACAGUGGUGUCAGAAGUGGGAUACCAGUGUUGAUAUCGUCGUAACCGUUCCGCUGGUAUUUCCUAUCGGGUCGCGAACUACACGUUGCCGACGAGUAAUCCGUCUCCGGGGUGUUGCUAUCCUUGCUGAGCAAAACCGCACCUCGACAAACUCAGUCUCAUCUCUAAAGACGAGCCGCGGCAGUAAGCCUUACGAGUAUCGUGCGUAAGCCUGCCGAUCGUCCGAAAUUCCCGCCGAUUCCUUCUGCCACGGGGCUCAACAUACGCCCCGUCAUCGCGAUUCGCGAUACCGCCGCCGCCGUCUCGCCGUCCUGCCACGCGGUGCCACGCGCUGCCACGCGCUGCCACGUGGUGCUUCCACGUGUAACUUCGACAACGCUCUGGUGUCACGGGCCGCUGCUGCCGUCCCGCUGUUCCUGCCUGACGUCCCGUUGCUGCUGGCUGCGACCUGUAGGUCGUGCUGCUGUACUGCCACUCCAGAAACCGUGCUAACCCAGUGCCGAAAUGCGCAUCGAGUACCUCGUGUUCCUGUGUCUAUCGACGCUGCCGUCGCCGAUCUCAUGCGAAUACGUUUCUUCGAUAGUCAGCAGUCCCGGACUUUACUUUGAUAAGCUCCUAGAUAUUAAGUUUACUAAUAGUGACUGGAAUGUUAUAGCAUACGUAGAUAUAAGUCACGUACAACCUAAUUUAGAUAAAGUCGAAUUCUUAUUUGAAAAACUUAACGUAUUCUGCAAUUCAUUAACUUCUUCUAAAAUACAGACCGACUGUAUUAAUUCAUUAUCCGCUUUAAAAAAUCGUCACAUUCUUAACGUAAGCAAAUUCUCCUCCAUAUCAUAUUUAUUGGUCGAUGAAAAACCUAGUAGACGUCCUAAAAGAGGUCUCAUGGACAUCGGUGGCACAUUGCUGAAAACCAUUUUUGGUACUUUAGAUUCUGAUGACGCAGUGAAAUUCUCAAAAGCCAUAGAAGAAGUACAGACGGAUGAAAAACGUCUUGCUCAUCUCAUGAAAGACAAUAUCCACGUGAUAAAAUCAACUAUUUCAUACUUCAACAACACCAUAUCUAAAGUAAAUGAAAACGAAAACCAUAUAUUACGGAACAUGGAAACAAUCCACAAAAUAUUAGAAACGGUAGUGAAUAGUAACGAUAAAUUAGAAAUUAAAUCUGAGUUAAGUUCUUUACUACAAUCAUUAGAGUCCAUUAUAAUGACAUUGUCUUUCGAUAUAGAAGAUAUUAAUAAUGCAAUUCUUUUCGCGAAACUCAACGUUUUGCAUCCUACUGUACUGAGUCCACACCAAUUGUAUAGUGAAUUAGAUAAGCAUAGGAAUGACCUUCCUGGCCAUUAUGAACUUCCUAUACCUUUAACGUUGCAGAAUAUACACAGUCUAAUCGAUGUUUCGCAACUUGCGUGUUUCUUUCAUUUAAAUAGAGUUAUUAUUGUUGUCAAGAUCCCUCUAGUAUUACCGCAAAUCUACGACCUAUAUAGGAUAAUUCCCUUACCUGUCCCAUACGAUAUGUCGAAACCCGAUACCUACAUUCUUAUCGAGCCAACUAGCUCAUAUGUAGCGAUUACAGCUGAUCGAAUGUUUUAUUCACUCAUAGCAGACAUAGACAAGUGCAAGUUAAUAAGUGAUAAGUGUUAUGUGUGCGUGUUAACUAAUGUGUUUUCAGCGAUCGCCAAUCCUACGUGUGAAACAACUCUCUUAAGUGACGUAAUUAACAAACUUCCUGACAUAUGUGUAACGAAACUUAUUCACGGUUCAAUCGAUCUAUUUCAUAAGUUAACUUUUAACCGUUGGAUUUUUGUACAAUCUGAACCUGGCAAGUGUCACGUAGCUUGUAAUGAUAAGGAUAUAAAUUCCGAUGUUAUUUUGUUUGGUACUGGUAUCUUGACCUUGCCCAGGAAUUGUAAAGCUUUUUACAAAACGCUGCAAUUUGCCGCUGUUGGCGAAACAAUUAUCGGGAAUGUUACUAAUACUAUAUCCAAUUUCGACAUCUUACAAGAUGACUGUUGUGAGCGUUCUAAGUUGAAUAAAACUUUACAGCGAUUACCUUACUCAAAACUAAAUAACUUAGACAACCUUGAUUCUCUACUACAGGCCAGUAUCCAUUUGAAAUCUUUUGAAGAAGAGAUUAAUAAAAUAGAAAAUCCAUCUCAUUUUCAAACUUAUAGCACUCACUAUCUGUCUGUAAGCCUGUGCAUCUCUCUGCUAACUUUAUUAUAUAUUUUAUAUAAAAGCCGAAAGUUCUUCUACUCAACUAACGCCCCAUGUUGCAUUCAAAUAUUUAAUCAAUGUCAUAAUACUAAAAAUAAAUCGGUUCCCGUUUCUCAAACUGUAUUUCAUGGUGACUCAGUAACACCAAUCAAUAAGGACGAGUCAGAAUCUGUAGAAGAUUUACGGGUAACACCAACCCCUAUUAAGAGAAACAUUUUGUUUAGCAAAACUCACGAUAACUAAAUUGGGACGAAUGCACAUGGUUGUAAAUUAGACUAUAAUUUUCUUUCUUUCUAUAUUGUUAUUUUAUAAGUUUAGAUCUUAAUAAUUACUCUUUAAUGUAUAACUAAACGCUAUUUAAGCAACUCCUAUUGUCAACCCUAACCUUGACUUUAAUAGUUUGUAUUCGAUCUUAACUAACGAUGAUCAAUCUUAUUUUAAUAACAACUUUAGAGUAAUUGUCCAACUUGUUUCUUUACUAAUUAUAUUCAAGUCUUCUUAUCCUAGAUUAAAAGAUUAUUAUCUUAGACUUAAGAAUAAUCGUUAUCUCGAUGUUUUACUUUUAUCUUAAUUAUAUUUCCUAUUUGUAAUUGUCAUAUAAAGUACAACUAUAUUUUAAUGCCUCGACGUAAAUCCAACUUAGCAUUCAAUAUUUAGCACGCAUUCAUCUCGAAAUCUCUCAUCACUUUAAGAUGUGAUGAUCGAUCUUAACGGGGGGGUUGUUAUAUCGGAAUAACUAUUACCUAGAAUAUAAAAUAAAAGUGCUGAGUUUCCCAUUGCAUUGACGUCAAUGCAAUA
This is a messenger RNA of Spodoptera frugiperda (fall armyworm), 3254 nucleotides long. RefSeq lists its product as uncharacterized. NCBI's taxonomy places the organism in Eukaryota, Metazoa, Arthropoda, Insecta, Lepidoptera, Noctuidae. The transcript has 2 exons. The record is from RefSeq and is a predicted model, not a curated record. The coding region runs from base 747 to 2699 and encodes 650 amino acids.